UUCAAGAUCAAGAUGGCAGCCUCGGUGUGUCGGUGCUACGAGCUGGUUGGCAGACGUGCCUUGGCCCUCUGCUCCCGGCCUCUGGUCUCCUCAGUGUGGAGAGGAGAUGCAUACAAGUUACACAGGAGCCCAGAUGCAGCUGUGCAGGUACGAUAUGCUUCAGGACGUAAAGGUUUUCUGGGGGAGUUUGUGGAUAACCUUCGUCAGGAGUUCAGUAAGAAUCAGGAGAUGAAGGAGAACAUAAAGAAGUUCAGAGAAGAAGCCAAGAGGCUUGAGGAGUCUGAUGCUCUCCAGCAGGCCCGCAGGAAAUAUAAAUCUAUAGAGGCUGAAACAGUGAAGACUUCAGAGGUGUUAAAGAAGACCUUUGGCUCCCUGACAGACACCGUCAAAGAAGGUCUUGAGGAGGUGAGUCGCACUGACAUCGGGAAGAAGAUCAAGGAAGGUGUGGAGGAGGCAGCCAGGACAGCCAUGCACUCUGCCGAGUCUGUCUCCAAAGGAGGAGAAAAACUGGGCAGGACCAGCGCAUUCAGGGCCAUCUCACAGAGUGUGGAAACCAUGAAGAAGGAGAUAGAGGUUGGUGAUGCCGGCCCGUACAGGGCUCCAUCUCAGCUGCGGAAGAGAAGCGAUUUCUCCUCUAAAGGAGAAGACAGCGACUCCAGAGUGUUCGAGGCCAACGAAGAGGCUAUGGGUGUGGUUCUCCACAAGGAUUCAAAGUGGUACCAGCAGUGGAAGGACUUCAAGGACAAUAACGUAGUUUUUAACAGAUUCUUUGAGAUGAAAAUGAAAUACGAUGAAAGUGAUAAUGCCGUCAUCAGAGCAUCCAGAUUAGUAACGGACAGAGUCACUGAUUUCCUAGGUGGUCUUUUCUCAAAGACGGAAAUGUCCGAGGUGCUGACAGAGAUCCUGAAGGCUGACCCCACCUUUGACAAAGACUCUUUUCUCAAACAGUGUGAGAAAGACAUCAUCCCUAACAUACUGGAGGCUAUGAUCCGUGGAGAGCUGGAUGUAUUAAAAGAUUGGUGCUAUGAAGCUACAUACAGUCAGCUGGCCCACCCCAUCCAACAGGCCAGGGCGCUCGGGCUGCUCUUCCAGUCCAAAAUCCUUGACAUUGAUAACAUAGAUCUAGCGAUGGGUAAGAUGAUGGACCAGGGCCCAGUGUUGAUCAUCACCUUCCAGGCUCAGGUCAUCAUGGUGAUCCGCAGCCCCAAAGGAGACAUCGUGGAGGGAGAUCCGGAGAAGGUGAUGAGGAUGAUGUAUGUUUGGGCGUUGUGCCGUGACCAGGAGGAGCUGAACCCCAACGCAGCCUGGAGGCUCCUGGACAUCUCCGCCUCCAGCACCGAGCAAGUCCUCUAGGAGGAGGAACUCAGGUGAAAAGGUCCAUCUGGGACAGACAAGCUGAGAGAAAGGGGCGUAACGUGCAAGGAUGUGCCUGGAAUACCUUCACAUACAGACUCAUAUAUUUAUACAUUAACAUCUGAGGACGGAGAAUGCUGCUGUGUUACGGCGGUAUGUAUUUGCACACAGUAUAUAUAUAGUCACCCACUCUAAGGUGCGAAAAUAAACAGACAGGGGAUAAACUACCGGAUUAUGUUAUGUCCAUAGAAAACUUUGCAUUCACCAAUAUGUGUGUGUAGUCUCUUGCACUGGUUAGCUCAGUGUUUAGGUCUCCAGGUGGAGCGUGUAUUUAAAACAUUUACAUUAAUUUUGGAAAGGAUGGAACCAUGGUUUUCACCAACUGGCUAAAAGGGGAGAUCGGGCCAUUUUCCCCAACUUAGCCACAAAUGGUACAGUCCAUCCGUACCAGCCUGGUUUGCCACUGUCUUUGUAAUGUGCACAGGAAAUUAAAAUGUAGCCAGUGGCAUGGAGCCUUGUUACAGCAGCCACCACUGCUGAGUGGGACAGCAUGAGAGACCUUGUUCCUCAAGCUGAACAGGUCCCAUGCUUCAAGUUAAAGGGGCACAGUUUUCACAUGAAGACUACUGUAGAUUUCACAAGCAGUCUUCUUAUAUAAUGCCUUCUGUGGAUCUGGAGGGAGACUUCUAAAAUUGGAUAGAAUAAUUCAUAUUAGAUCAUCAGGGUUACCUUGGACUGGGUUUCAGACCUAAAAAAAAAGCCUGUUAUGAACUGGCGAUGUGGAGAUUGAAAGAAAUGGGCAUUUAGCAGGUAGGCAGGGUUGAACAACAGAUGCCACUGAGUUGUAUUAUGGGCAUCCAGUGGUUUUUGAGCUUGACCUCAUACUAUGGAUUAAAAGUCUCUAAACCUCUGUCUCUGCUGCUGCAAUUUUACCAUUCUAUUUUAAAAAUUGUCUCUUGUGAGUCUCCAAACCUGAACAGUGAAAAAGUGUAAUGCUAAAUUGCUGAAGUACCACUUUAAGCCUUAAUUCCAAAUAGUACUUUCUGCAUAGCUGCAUAGAUUUGUCAUCUGCCUAUAUCUGUGUGGGUCUGCCAACAAGUGUGUGGACACUUCAACCAUGCAGAUGCUCAGUGCAAUAUCUGCCAAGUCUGCUGUCUGUCAAUUUUGGAGCAUGUCCAGCUCUGUAGUGACCCCUUAAUCAAACGGUACCUGGUUACAUGUUUCUAAUCACCAUAGAAACACUCAAAAGGUGGAGGUGAAAUUAAAUAUUGAGACACUGUCAGUAAGAAAAUUGGUGACGUUUUCUUUCUCUUGGCCAAAUUACCUUUGGCCAUUAGAAGAAAUGCAUCUAAAGGAAUUACAGCAUUGGCUUCAAAUUCAGCGGUGGUGGUUUCUGCUCAUCUCCUGCCAGCGUUCAUAUCCAAAAUGUGUCAAAAGCUAAGCACAUGUGCAACAAGUACAAUUAAGUUUGAACCAUAUAUUAUAGGAUGUAAUGAUCUGUGUAGUCAGGGGCCAUCCUGUCAUAUGUACUGCAACUCAGUGCACUCAGUGCAAUACAACCUGAGAUACCACAAGCAACUGGAGAAGACAUAUCCAUGUGUGAGUAUUUGCAGUACAUGAAAUGCAGCUUAUGUUUGUGGUGCAUUAGGCUCUAAUUCGCUGUAUAUUCUGUACACCCUCAGAAGAAAUGUACCUACAUAUUAAUGAGCUCUUAACUCCUUGUAAAUAUAUCUAAUGUUGAGAACUGCUUCUUUGUAAGCUCGAGUGGGACCACAUUCAACCAUCAUCUUCAUGGCAGCUUUAUUGUUUGAGAAUCAUUUGCUAUCUCAUGGUGCACAUUUCUUACUGUAUGUGGCUUUUCAUUGGGUAAGUACUGGAGAUGAAAACUUGAAUGAAUGAGUACAUGACCGUACUGUUGUGUUGACUGUUUUUGACAUUUAUACUGAAUGUGUCUCUACUUGCAUGUCACUGAAGAUUGAGUACAUUAUGACUGAUUACUGUAGGUCUUUCCUUGGCUUUUUUUUUUUUUAAAUCUAGAAAGGCGUCCAUACUGGUGAAGAAAAGUUGAUCUCCUGAUGAGCGUCUUCAAAUCAUAACCACCAGAAUGUAAUGUGAAGG
Toxotes jaculatrix (banded archerfish) is the source of this 3471-nucleotide messenger RNA. Its product is annotated as mitochondrial import inner membrane translocase subunit TIM44-like. Gene Ontology annotation, biological process: protein import into mitochondrial matrix. NCBI's taxonomy places the organism in Eukaryota, Metazoa, Chordata, Actinopteri, Toxotidae. Bases 13 to 1353 code for a protein of 446 amino acids. Gene Ontology annotation, molecular function: protein-folding chaperone binding. Gene Ontology annotation, cellular component: mitochondrial inner membrane. The transcript has 13 exons. The record is from RefSeq and is a predicted model, not a curated record.